AAUAAUUUUGAAGUGUAAGAAUAAUUGAGACUAUUGAUGUUGUCUAUAAUGUUCAUUUCUGAAUUUGGAGCAGAUAUUACAAUUAAACAAAUUUUCUCUGAAGAAACACAGUCUGAUAUCGGAUGUAUCAAGCUGCCUCAGCCAUAUGUUUAUUAUUAUUGUUAUUAUUAAAGCCCCCAAAACAUUUGUUGAAGUAUGUAGCAAGAAGAAAAUUAACGGUGAAAUGAAUUAAACAGUAAUUUAGGACUAUGCAAAAUUAUUAGUGACUCGCUCUGAAUGGGAAUGGCCCCAUUCAGCCCUUGGGAAGAUUUGAAAAAAAGGUUAUCAAUAAUGCUGAGUAGAUAUUGAUUGAAAGGUAUGGAUAAAUACGAGGUCAUAGGAUUGGUUGGAGAAGGAUCUUAUGGACAGGUAAUAAAAUGCCGGCACAAGGACUCGGGGCAGUUGGUAGCAAUAAAGAAAUUUAUAGAGACAGAAGAAGACCAGUCUGCAAGAAAGAUGGCACUAAGAGAAAUAAGGAUGUUGAAAAGACUUCGCCAUGAUAAUUUGGUAAAUAUGCUUGAAGUGUUUCGGAGGAAGAAGAGAUUCCACCUUGUGUUUGAAUUCAUGAAGGAGACACUGCUUGACAAGUUUGAACAAUUGCAUGGUCUAUCUGAGUCAAAAACGAGAGAAUACACUUAUCAGAUUAUCCGUGGGUUGGAUUUCUGCCAUAAUAACAAUAUUGUACAUAGGGACUUGAAACCAGAGAAUGUAUUGGUAUCAACUAACGAUGUCAUCAAGCUAUGUGAUUUUGGAUUUGCAAGGUUCAUAACUAUUUCUCAAGACCCAUUUACUGAGUAUGUAGCGACAAGAUGGUACAGGGCACCUGAGCUUUUGGUCGGUGAUGUAAAAUAUGGAAGGGCUGUGGAUAUUUGGGCAUUAGGCUGUAUGAUGUUAGAGAUGCUUACAUCCGAACCACUUUUUCCGGGUGACUCAGAUAUAGACCAGUUGUACAAAAUAACAUCAGUUAUUGGGAAUUUGACUCCAAGGCAAAUGCAAUGCCUGCGUACAAGAUUAGAUACUGGCUUCAUGACCAGCAGAAUAGAUGAAGGUGCAGAAGUAGUCAACCAAUUACAGCAUGUGGAAGAUGAAGAUGAGGUGCCAAAAGGCUAUUUAGCUUUAAAGAAAAUGUAUCCUAAGGUGGAAAAUAGAACACUCCAUAUAAUCUCAUCGUGUUUGAGAAUGGAUCCAUCAGAGAGGUUGAAGAGCCACCAGCUUUUCACGCACGUCUAUUUCACAUGGGAUCAAUUUCCCAGAAGGUUCCUCCCAGAACUUUACCGCAAGAUUGAACUUGACAACUUGAAAAGACCAGUAGUUUCUCAAGUCCCCUGUUCACCACCAACUGACCACACAGAACUACUAGCAGCUUCAGUGAGUUGUCCAAAACUCACAGACUGGAAAAUAGAUUUAGUUCCAGUACCAAAACAGCAAAGUAAUGAAUCAAUGAAGCCACCUACGAUUAGUAAAUCUUCAUAUUCAACAUUGCCUCUCCAAUUUCAACAAUCACCUAACCUUACAAGUUCUGAUGCUGGACAAGUUGAUCAAGUGACAGAGCGAGUAGAGCCUUCUCCAUCAAUACCACCAUUAGAAAGUGAGAUAACUUCUGUGAAGGAAGAAUUAAUGCCGGGCUUGUUAAGAAACUGCAAGCUUAUGGCAAGAUAUAGAAGGGACAUACUACCCCAGACGAAGCACAUUCUUCAAAUCAACGGCAGGCUUGCUGAUAACGAUUCAAUCGUGAACACUAUCUGUCCUGCUAUCCCGCAAAAACCUAAGCCUAAGGAUUUUUGCUUACCUGAUCUUCCUGGAGUGGAUCCUAAGAAACGGAAAAAAGAGUCAAUACUGUUUACAGCUCCGUUUCAGAACAUGUUAAAUUCAAAGCCUCCAAAACUCGGCAAGUGGUGUUAUCUUCCCAAAUGACUCUUAUAGCCAUCAGAUGUGGACAGCAUGUGCUUACACUUUGCAAGAAGGAAACUGUCGUAUUGUUCGAUAUGCGACAGUCCUGAUAAUAAAUGUGAGACCGGAUCAUCAUCAUAUCCCAAGCUUGAUUAAUUUCCUCUCAAGAUUGUGUCUAUAUUUCAUUUUAUAAUUUCUAAUUUUCCCAGAGCGCUGAUAUAGGGAGUCAAUAUAUGUUUGUAAAUAUUACUGUUAUAAAUAAUAAAAUAUAUGAAUUAUU
Molecule: messenger RNA, 2209 nt
Organism: Cimex lectularius (bed bug)
Lineage: Eukaryota; Metazoa; Arthropoda; Insecta; Hemiptera; Cimicidae
Product: cyclin-dependent kinase-like 1
Exons: 13
Coding region: 358-1953 (531 amino acids)
Biological process (GO): protein phosphorylation
Cellular component (GO): nucleus
Molecular function (GO): ATP binding; cyclin-dependent protein serine/threonine kinase activity
Source: RefSeq, a predicted model, not a curated record